Messenger RNA from Rotaria sp. Silwood1, 2793 nucleotides. The record is from the annotation of a GenBank genome assembly. Lineage: Eukaryota; Metazoa; Rotifera; Eurotatoria; Philodinida; Philodinidae.
AUGACAAGAAAAAUUCAAUUUCAAGUUGUUUAUUCAUCAAGUUUUGAUGAACAACAUCCAGCUAAUGAAUUACAUCAUCAAGGACCAUUUGUAAAUGGUUGGCAAAGUAGUCGACUUUGUUCCUAUCCACAAGAACUUGUCCUUCAAUUUGAAAAUUACGUACGUUUAAAACGUGUUCAAUUACUUUCUCAUCAAUAUCUAAUUGCAUCAAAAAUUGAAUUUCUCAUCGGUGAUUGUUCAUCUGAUGAAAACGUAAAACAUGAAAAUGCACGUUAUACUCGUUUAGGUUAUAUUGAAUUAUCAAGUAAUGAACGAACAGAAUUUAAAUCUCGUGAACUUAAAUCAAUACAUGUCGAUGCUGAUGGUUUAUUUUUAAAAUUAAUUAUACAUAAAAAUUAUACAAAUCGACAUAAUCUACAUAAUCAAGUAAGCAUUAUUGCAAUUAAUUUGCUUGGUAAUGAUAUUGAUAAGACGCAUGAAAAUCAUGAUGAACCAUUCGAUUCGAAUUCAAAUAAAUCGGAUCAAAUAUCAAUUGUUGAUGAUCUAGCAUUUGCAAUGUAUCAAGAUCCUGAAAUAGCUGUGAUUAUUAAAAAUUUAGAUCGAAAAAAACAACAAUAUGUACAUGAUGAAAAUUUUGAUCAAGCUGGAAAAUUUAAACAAGCAAUACAAGAACUUCUUAAUAUUGGUGAACGACUUGCUCGAUAUGAAGUUGAAAAACGACAAGCUAUUGAAAAUGAAGAUUAUGAAGUAGCAAAAGUAAAAAAAGAAAAAAUUGAACUUUAUCGUGCUGAAACAUAUAAACAACUUCAAAAACUUAAUUUACUUGAUAUUGUUAUUGAGGGUGGUGAAGGUACCGAAUUUUUAAAAAAAUUACAGGAAAGUAAAUAUAAUGAACAACAACAUGAUGAUCAUGAACAAGAGAUAGAAAUAGUUAAUAUGCCAUCGCGUCCAUCAAAACAACAAAAUCAUGUUCGUACACGAAAUCCAAUUCGAAAUCGUCGUUCAUCAGAAUCAAAUGUUUCUUAUGGUAUACAAUCAGCUUCACAUGAAGUUUCAACAUCACCAAUACAAUCUAUUACAAAUACAACACAACAAACAAAUAUUCGAGUCAAUGGUACUAGUUCAAGUUCACCAGAAUAUCAAAAACCACCAACUCCAUAUGAAGAUAAAAUUAUUCCUACAUUACGUAAUCGUAAUCGUGUAGAUAUUGGACAAUUACAAGGACCAUUAACAGUAAAUACUGAUAUAAAUAAAAAUAAUAAUGAUGAAACAGAAAGUAUAUCAGGAAGUAUAGCAAAUAUAUCAACAAAAGAUGAUGCAACAGCUGAAUUAAAUCAAGCUGAAAUGAUUGAAGCAAAUCAAAUGAUGAUUGUAUUCGAUAAAAAUUUGAUUGGUAAACUUUAUCAUCGAAAUCAUGCACAACGUGAAGAAGCUUUAGAUGAAAUUUAUCAAAUAUUAAGUAAAUUUUCUGGUGAUCAAGAAGAUGCUCGAGCAUAUUUACGUGCUGGAAGUUUUGUUUUAGCACGAAUGUUUCGUGUUGAUGUACUUGUAACAUUUUUACAUUCACUUAAACUUUUUCAUUUAUUAAUGAAUGAUUAUAUUCGACGAAAUUCUAUACAACGACAAGAUAUUAUUACAAGUUUAGAACGUGUUUUACCUGUUCUAUUACAACGUACAGGUGAUUCAAAUGCUCGUUUAAGACAACGAGCACAAGAAGCUAUUAUUGAAUCAGCUUCUUAUCCAGAAUUAAAACCAUUACAUAUUAUACCACAUUAUUGUGUUUAUCCAUUUAAUAAAACAUGUGCACCAAGAUUAGCUAUAAGUCGAUGUGAACUUAUUGAAGAAUUAAUGAAAGUUUUAGAUGUUAAAAAAGGUGAAAAUGGUUUAAAUGUUGAUAAUAUUAGUAAAUUUUGUGCACAAGCAAUUGAACAUAAUGCUGGUGAAGUACGAGAAUUGACUAUCAAAAUUUUACUCAGUUUAUAUAAGACUCAUGGAUCAAUUGUUAAACGUUAUCUUCCACAAGAUAAUGAUCAAACACGUCGAAUUAAAAAAUAUCGUGAUAUGUUUGAAGCAUUCGAUCGAAUAGAUAGUCAAACUGAUAAAGCAACAAAUAAUCUUUCAUUAGAUCGUGUAAAAAGAACAAGUGAACCAGCUGAUACAUUAAAACGUGAUAUACCAAAACAACAACAUGUAUCUCGUGAACAACGAAAAUCUUUUGAUGCAAAAUCUUCAACACAUAAAUCUCGUACACCAACUCGAUUUGAUCGAAAAACACCAACAAUGAGUAUGGCUGAUGAAUCAGAUUUUACUCCAGAAAAUACAUGUAUAUUUUGUGGAGAAAAAAAUGAUGAUUUUAUUCGUGAUGGUCUUGAAACACAUUAUUGGGCAAAUUGUCCAAUGUUACGACGAUGUCAAGAAUGCAAUCAAGUAGUCGAAAUAGGAAUUUAUAUAGAACAUUUAUUACGUGAAUGUGCAAAAAAAACUAAAUAUCAACAAUGUUCUCGAUGUACAGAAGCAAUUGGAACAGAUUUUGAUGCUCAUAUUAAACUUAAAGAAUGUAGUGAAGCUAAACCAAAUACAAAUCGUUGUCCAUUAUGUCAUAUGAAUAUACGUGAAGGUGAAAAACCAUGGCGUGAACAUUUAAUGAGUAUUGAUGGUUGUGUUAAAAAUCCUCGACGUCUUCAAGCAUUAAAAAAGAAUAAAAAUUCUCAACAACAAAAAGCUGUUGUUAUUCCAACAUCACAAGUUAAUGUUAUGAAAAAACAAAAAAAAGUUACAACAACUGUUAAAUAA